AUGGAAGACGACGAUAUGGAUGCGUCGCUUGAUGGGCCCAUGUCCAAGCGUGCGCUUGCAAAACAGCUCCCCCUCAACAGAAAGCGCAGCGACAAAGGGUUCACAUAUCUGAAGAAUAGUACGUCUGAACCGCUUCCAAAGUGGACCUCGCUGCUUGUGGCGUCAGCCUUACCCGUCGACCGUUCUUUGCCCCGCGGCCAAACAAUCGAAUCCGAGAAGAAGAUUGAUAGAAUUGAAGACCGCUUAGCUGGUAUUGAGAAUGUUCUUGCCAGUCUCGCAACGAAACUCGGCAGUCUGGACCUCCAGAAAGACUCGCAUGAAUCCAGCAGCCAAUCGCGGUCGAGCCGAGUUGGCCCUUCAAGGAGUCCUGGAAGUGUCCUCGUCGAAGCCCCCACACCCGCGCCAUUCGAGGGCGAGAGUUCUAUCAAUAGCCAGUCAGACUAUGCUCGCGAGAUGCUGGCACGAGCGAUCGGGAGUACACCCUCUAUUGGACAGAAUGAAGAAGUCAAGUUGGCACUUACUGCUCUUUCGGAGAUGGUCUCUCAGCACGGCCAAAACCCUGCAACUUCCAACCCCUUGAUCAACCAGUCACUUGUCGAUAUUGACCCAUCGAAGCUGGAACGACCGCCUUGGGAAACUGCGUGCUAUGCUUUGGAGAAAGCUAGUGAAUAUCCAACUAUGGCCUUCGCAGUGGUGUUUCCGUUCUUGAGAAUGGCCAAUCUCAAAGACAUCUUCUAUGAUGUGUAUCAUAACCCAGAAACUUGUAGCGCCGCUCGCCGUGUGCUCACGUUCGGCGUGUUGGAGAACGUGUUCAACGAAUUCCGGACCUUGCCACUGGUCAAUAUGGACACCGCCAACUAUCAAUCGUACGCCAUCAUAAGUCGCAGGCAAACAGAGGUAGCACUGUCGCAGCUGGCUAUAUUCUUACCCGCAACUUUCGAGAACAUCAUGGCUUUGGUACUUGGCGCUGCGCAGGCGCAUCGAAUCAACACUAUGAUAGACGACAAUCCCGAAGACAGACAGACGAAGAUCCAUAUCUUUUGGAUGAUCUACAUGCUUGACAAGACGCUUUCGCUACGUUUGGGCCGCUCAAGUAUCCUCCAGGACUGGGACAUAUCGUUACCAUUUGUACUAUCCAGCGACAAGCACGCCGAAUCAAGCGCCUUCUUGUCGUACUGGAUUAAGGUUGCGCGAGUCCAGGGCCUGACAUACGAGAAGCUAUUUUGCCCUGCCGCCUUUGCAAAAUCGACGGAAGAGCGCACGCGAAUCGCGAUCGAACUUGUCAACAGUCUUAACCAAGCCUGGUACGAGCGUGGGGAUGCGUCGAUCGUCGACUUUUCGCAGCAAGGCCAAACAUAUCAUCUCGGUACGCCGAGAUCGAACAAAAUAGGCAACAGUCCAAAUGAGACACCACUCCCGUCUCAAUACAAGCGCUAUGUGCACAAAUCUCUGGGUAAAGAAGGACCAGAAGUCAACGAAUACGUUCAGGGCUCUUUCGAGAGAGUCCAAGACAUCUUCUUCCACUCCGAUGUCGUCAUGCACUAUUCCACCUGUGCGCUCAUACAGCGCGCGGUCAGUCCAGGAAAUAUGAGCUUUAAUCAGGAGUGCCUCGAAUCCUCGAGAGCGGCCCUUGUCGCCCAUAUGAGGGCUAGUGCACAGUUCAACAAAAAGGGCCAGGAGGACUUCUGGUCGGGAUAUGUACACUGGUCGGUUCUUCAGGCACCGUUCACACCUUUCAUCGUGAUAUUCUGCCACUCCAUCCAAAAGGCCGAUACGUCCGACGUUGAGCCAGAUCUAAACUCCCUUUCCGAGUUUGUCGGCAGCCUGGAAUCUUGCCGCACGAUUUCCGAAGGCGCAGACAAGCUCUACAAGAUGUGCCAUCUUUUCCUACGAGUUGCCAGGCUCUACGUCACAGCUAAGAAACAGGAUGCUGCGUCAAGAUCACGGGGAAUUAUGCAAAAUAACCAGUCAGGGUAUUACACGACCGUUGAUGGCACGCAGCUGGACCUCAACGCAAUGUCUCAGUUCGAUCCGUAUCUUAGUGCGCUUGGAUUGAUGCCUGAUAUCGCAUGGCCCACGACAUAUCCCAACGCUUCGACUGCAGCCACAACGACCGCGUUUGAGCAAGGCGAGGCGAUGAAUAACAUGGAUGCCGUUGGUUCGUCAGGCUUCGGAUUUGGAGCGUCUCAGGGAAAUUCCAAUCCCAUGCAGGACUGGUUCUCCGGCUCACGCUAUCUCAUGAACCUUAUGGAGCCAGGCGACGAUCUACAAAUGCCGGAUCUAGACCUUUAA
This is a messenger RNA of Alternaria hordeiaustralica, 2292 nucleotides long. RefSeq lists its product as uncharacterized. Bases 1 to 2292 code for a protein of 763 amino acids. Gene Ontology annotation, molecular function: DNA binding; zinc ion binding. The transcript is spliced from 7 exons. Gene Ontology annotation, biological process: DNA-templated transcription. The record is from RefSeq and is a predicted model, not a curated record. NCBI's taxonomy places the organism in Eukaryota, Fungi, Ascomycota, Dothideomycetes, Pleosporales, Pleosporaceae.